Molecule: messenger RNA, 975 nt
Organism: Hansenula anomala
Lineage: Eukaryota; Fungi; Ascomycota; Saccharomycetes; Phaffomycetales; Wickerhamomycetaceae
Product: GSK family serine/threonine-protein kinase
Exons: 1
Coding region: 1-975 (324 amino acids)
Biological process (GO): signal transduction; protein phosphorylation
Cellular component (GO): cytoplasm
Molecular function (GO): ATP binding; protein serine/threonine/tyrosine kinase activity; protein serine/threonine kinase activity
Source: RefSeq, a predicted model, not a curated record
AUGUCAACCUCCUCAAAUGCUCAGAUAACAACAAUUAAGGUCCAUGACUGUGCCGACAAUGAAGUCGAAAUCUCUUACGAGAACCCAAUAGAUAUAGGCCAUGGUUCUUUUGGUACCGUUUCAAAAUGUCAAUUGAUAUCUCCUCAGUUCCAAACAAUUGCCAUCAAGAAGGUAUUACAAGAUAAAAGAUUCAAAAAUAGAGAAUUACAAAUAAUGAAGACUUUGAAUAAUGAGCAUAUAACUAAAUUAUUCUACUAUAAUUAUGAAAAUGACUCUGCAAGUCAAACAAAUUCAAAUAAUAAUAACUUAUAUUUGAAUCUAAUGAUGGAAUUUUUACCAACAACUUUAUAUAAAAGAAAUCAAUUCUUUACAAUUAAGAAAUUAAACAUGCCAUUACAAGAAGUUAAAACUUAUAUGUUUCAAAUAUUAAAAGCUUUAGAUUAUUUACAUGAUUUUAAAAUUUGUCAUCGUGAUAUAAAACCUCAAAAUAUUUUGGUUGACCAUCAACAAGGUAUUGCCAAAAUUUGUGAUUUUGGUUCUGCUAAAAUUUUAUCUCCAACUGAACAAAAUGUUAGUUAUAUAUGUUCAAGAUACUAUAGAGCCCCAGAAUUAAUCUUUGGUGCAACUAAUUAUACAACAAAGAUUGAUGUUUGGUCAACCGGGUGUGUAUUUGCAGAAUUAUUAAUUGGUCAACCUUUAUUCCCUGGUGAAUCUGGUAUUGAUCAAUUGGUUGAAAUCAUCAAGAUCUUGGGUACUCCAACUCAUGAAGAUAUCAUCUCCAUGAAUAAUAACUAUACAGAUCAUAAAUUCCCAAUUAUUAAAAAAAUUCCAUUAUCAAGGAUUUUCAAAAAUUUAAAUAAUCCAAAUGAUGUGGAAAUUUUGAAUUUCUUGGAACAAUUCUUAUUAUUCAAUCCAAAUAAAAGAAUCAGUGCCAAGAAGGCUAUAACUAAUCCAUGGUUUGAUGAUUUGAAAUGA